Lolium rigidum is the source of this 1211-nucleotide messenger RNA. Its product is annotated as GDSL esterase/lipase At5g45910-like. Lineage: Eukaryota; Viridiplantae; Streptophyta; Magnoliopsida; Poales; Poaceae. The coding region runs from base 72 to 1199 and encodes 375 amino acids. Gene Ontology annotation, molecular function: hydrolase activity, acting on ester bonds. The record is from RefSeq and is a predicted model, not a curated record. The transcript is spliced from 5 exons.
CGAUCUGCCGCCGGCUGAAUCGCCAUCCCUGCGAGCGUGUCCAUCCUUCUCGUUCUUGGCCACACAUCAAGAUGAGCAAGCUGCUGUGCGCCGUCUCACCUCUCCUGCUCCCGCUCCUCCUCGUCGCGAACCUGGGAUCGACAUGGGCACUGACCCCCUCCUCCCUGACCGGCCUCUCUGCCCGGCGCUACGACUCCAUCUUCAGCUUCGGUGACUCUUUCGCCGACACCGGCAACAACCCCGUCGUCUUCGCCGAGAACGGCGUCCCCGACCCCGUCACGCGCGCUCCCUACGGCUCCACCUUCUUCGGCCGCCCCACCGGCCGCAACUCCAAUGGCCGCCUCAUCAUCGACUUCAUCGCUCAGCGCCUGGGACUCCCGCUCGUGCCGCCGUCCCUUGCGCAUAACGGGAGCUUCAACUGCGGCGCCAACUUCGCCGUCGGGGGCGCCACCGCUCUCGACGCCGCUUUCUUCCACGGCGGCAAGUUCCCCCUCAACACCAGCUUGGGCGUGCAGCUGGAGUGGUUCGAGUCACUCAAGCCGUCGCUCUGCCACACUACCCAAGAGUGUAAGGACUUCUUCGGCAGAUCCCUCUUCUUCGUGGGCGAAUUCGGGGUCAACGACUACCACUUCUCGUUCCUCGCCAAGAGCGUGCGAGAGGUCAUGGCCUUUGUUCCAGAUGUAAUCGGUGCCAUCUCCACGGCCAUCGAGAGGCUGAUCAAGCACGGGGCGACGAGCUUCGUGGUUCCUGGAACGAUCCCCUCAGGAUGCGUGCCGCCAAUUCUCGCCAUGUUUGCCGACAAGGACCCAGCGGCAUACAACUCCACCACCGGUUGCCUGGAAGAUUACAACAAAUUAGGGAUGCACCAUAACUUGCUGCUGCAGGAGGCCCUAGAGAAGCUCCGGGGAAAGCACCCAAACACGACGAUCAUCUACGCCGACCUCUUCGGCCCCAUCAUGGAGAUGGUCGAGUUCCCUCGCAAGUUUGGGUUUGAAGAAGAUGUUCUUACCAUCUGUUGCGGAGGGCCGGGGACACUUUUCUGCGGCGAUGAAGGUUCGUACCUAUGCGAGAAACCGUCUGCUCGUCUGUUCUGGGACGGCGUUCACUUGACGGAGGCGGCUUACCGCUACAUCGCCGAUGACUGGCUGGGCAGCAUAGGCUCCCCUACAAGAGAAAGCAGUUAUCAGUCAGUAAGAUGACAGAAGCUGCUC